CACGAAGCUUAACUUACACAGAGGGAAAGAGAACCAGACCUAGAGAGUGUGGGAAACAAAAAAAAAAAAACACACAAACAGAAAGAAGCGUUUUCAAAGCUUAUCUCUCUCCACAACCCAAGAGAGGAGUAGUAAACUAAUGGGGGAGGAGGAAAAGAAACCUGCAGAAGAGACGAAAAUGGAGGAGAAGAAACCAGAGGAGAAGAAAGAGGAAAAGAAAGAAGAGAAACCGGCAGAGAAGCCGGCGGAAGAAAAGAAAGCAGAGGAAGCCAAGGAUGGAAAAGAAUCCAAGGAAGGUAAGGACCAAUCUCCGCCGCCACCACCACCUCAAGAGAUCGUGCUCAAAGUGUACAUGCAUUGCGAAGGCUGUGCUCGCAAGGUCCGGCGCUGCCUCAAAGGGUUUGAAGGGGUUGAUGAUGUUACAACCGAUUGCAAGACUUCUAAGGUGGUCGUGAAGGGUGAAAAGGCGGAUCCACUGAAGGUUCUGGAGAGAGUUCAGAGGAAGAGCCACAGGCAGGUCGAGCUCAUCUCUCCCAUCCCCAAACCAAAGGCCGAGGAGGAGAAGAAGCCUGAGGAGAAAGAGAAGCCCAAGCCUGAAGAGAAGAAAAAAGAGCCUCAGAUAAUCAUAGUGGUCCUGAAGGUUCACAUGCAUUGUGAAGCCUGUGCACAAGAAAUCAAGAAACGCAUACUGAGAAUGAAAGGAGUGGAGUCAGCUGAGCCAGAUCUAAAGAGCUCGCAGGUUGUAGUGAAGGGCGCGUUCGACCCAGCACAGCUGGUGGAGUACGUGUACAAGCGGACCGGGAAGCACGCGGCGAUAGUGAAGCAAGAACCGGAGAAGAAGGAGAAAGAGGAGGCCAAAGAUGGUGGCAACAAGGAAGAGAAAAAAGGCGAUAGUGGCGGCGGCGGCGGCGGCGGUGAGAAAGGGAGCAAAGGAGGAGAGGAAGAGAAAAAAGAAAAGAAGGAAGGAAACGAGGCGAAGCCAGAGGCGCCAGCAGCCGCGACGGAGGAGGAGGUGAACAAGGUGGUGGAGCUUCAGAAAAAUGCGUAUUUUUACUACCCACAAAGGUAUGCAAUGGAAUAUAGCUACACUCCUCCGAUCUUCAACUACGAGCACCCAACAAAUGCCUACGCACCUCAGAUCUUCAGCGAUGAAAACCCAAAUGCCUGCUCUGUCAUGUAAUUAAUUAAUUAAAAAAAAAAAAAAGGUGAGGAAUAAUGGUUGAAAGGGUGUGAUGGGAAUGGUGAAAAAUUGUUGAUAAGGACGGUGAUAAUGGUGAAUGGCAGAGCCAUUGCCCUGUACUGCUCUACAUGUGCUCUGUGUAGUUCGUGCUAUAAAAUAUAUCAUCUACAGAUAAAGCUGUAGAAUUUUGUGA
This is a messenger RNA of Corylus avellana, 1373 nucleotides long. RefSeq names its product farnesylated protein 3 (gene FP3). NCBI's taxonomy places the organism in Eukaryota, Viridiplantae, Streptophyta, Magnoliopsida, Fagales, Betulaceae. The record is from RefSeq and is a predicted model, not a curated record. Gene Ontology annotation, molecular function: metal ion binding.